CGGGCCCGCGCCAUGGAGGCCUGGGUGCGCUUCAGCGCCCAGAGCCAGGCCCGGGAGCGCCUCCUCAGGGCCGCCCAGUACGCCUGUGUCUUGGCCGGGGCCGCGCUGAGCCGCUCCGCGAGCAGCUCCGGGGGCAGCUCCGGGACUCUGAGCCGGCUGCAGCAGCUGGAGGCGCACCUGAGCCUGGGCCGCAAGCUUCUGCGUUUGGGGGGCUCAGCUGAGGCUCUGGGGGGGGCCCAGCGCUCGCUGCACCUCCCUGACCCCGUGCUGCGUUUCUGCCUCACCCUGUCCCACCUGAACCGGGCUCUGUUCCUGGCCUGUGACAACGUCCUGUGGGCUGGGAAAACCGGGAUCCUGCCCGGCCUGGCCAUGGAAAAAUGGAGCCAGAGAUCCUUCAGGUAUUACCUCUUUGCCCUGGUGGUGAACCUCAGCAGGGACGCCUACGAGGUCCGGCUGCUGCUGGAGCGCGCUGAGGCCGCCCGGAAACGCGGCAGGAGCCCGGAGAGCAGAGCCCAGCUGCAGGCCGAGGGCAGGAUGCAGCACCUGCGGCUCCAGCUGCAGCUCCAGCUGCAGCUGCUGCUGCAGGUGCUGAGGGACAACCCCCCCGUGCUGCUGGACCUGCUGAGGAACGCCUGCGACCUGGUGAUCCCCCUGGAGAAGCUGGGGCUGUGCAGGAGCAGCCCCGCCAUCGUGGGGUUCUGCGGGCUCGCCUCGUCCCUGCUCUCCAUCAUCACCAUCCUCCACCCCUGGCUCAAGCUGAAGCCAUAGUUAGCCUUGAGGAUUUGGGGGAUUUUGGGAUUUUGGGGGGUUUUGGCACCUCUGGAAGUGACUGGUGGUUGUGACUGGCUGGUGCCAUUGCCAUCAUUCCUGACUCUUUGGAGCCACAAAGUUCCAGCAUUGGAUCCCACAGGGACAUCAGCUCCCCAAAUGUGGUUUUGUUCCUAUUGACUUUUCCAGGAAUUUUAGGGGUUCAGUGUUCCCCCUUUCUUUUUGGGAAGAGCCCUUCACAUGGAUCCAGGGAAUAUUUGGGGCUGGAAAAUGUGGAUUUUGGGGCUGGAAAAUGCGAAUUUUGGGGCUGGAAAAUGUGGGGUUCUGCGGGCUCACCUCGUCCCUGCUCUCCAUCAUCACCAUCCUCCACCCCUGGCUCAAGCUGAAGCCGUAGUUAUCAUUGAGGAUUUGGGGGAUUUUGGGGGAUUUUUGGGAUUUUGGGGGGUUUUGGCACCUCUGGAAGUGCCAUUGCCAUCAUUCCUGACUCUUUGGAGCCACGAAGUUCCAGCAUUGGAUCCCACAGGGACAUCAGCUCCCCAAAUGUGGUUUUGUUCCUAUUGACUUUUCCAGGAAUUUUAGGGGUUCAGUGUUCCCCCUUUCUGUCUGGGAAGAGCCUUUCAUGUGGAUCCAGCUAAUGGAGAGUAUAUGGGGCUGGGAAAUGUGGAUUUUGGGGCUGGAAAAUGUGGGGUGGUGUGGGCUCACCUCGUCCCUGCUCUCCAUCAUCACCAUCCUCCACCCCUGGCUCAAGCUGAAGCCGUAGUUAUCAUUGAGGAUUUGGGGGAUUUUGGGGGAUUUUUGGGAUUUUGGGGGGUUUUGGCACCUCUGGAAGUGCCAUUGCCAUCAUUCCUGACUCUUUGGAGCCACGAAGUUCCAGCAUUGGAUCCCACAGGGACAUCAACUCCCAAAAUGUGUUUUGUUCCUAUUGACUUUAAGGGAAAAAAAUAGGGGUUCAAUGUUCCCCCUUUCUUUUUGGGAAGAGCCCUUCACGUGGAGCAGCUAAUGGAGAAUAUUUGGGGCUAGAAAAUGCGGAUUUUGGGGCUGGAAAAUGCGGAUUUUGGGGUUGGAAAAUGCGGGAUUUUGGGGCUGGAAAAUGCGGAUUUUGGGGCUGGAAAAUGCAGAUUUCUUGGGGCUUCUCCUGGCUUUUUUUGGGGGGUAAAGCCACGGGGUUGGGGUGAUUCUGGUGCCAGAUAAUGCAUCCAACCCCGAAUUGUUUGGAUAUUUUUUUUCCUGCCUUAUAAAAAAACAAAAAUCCGAGUGCAGGGAGAGGAGAACGUGUGUCAGGGAUAAAUCCAUGGCUUUGGGGGCUCCAAAUUCUUAAAUUCCAGAGGUGGAUUUUCCUUGGAUCUGUCCCUGGGAGUGCAGGAAUUUUUGGGAUAUUCUUAAAUUCCAGAGGCAGAUGGUCCCUGGGAGAGCAGGAAUAUCUUGAAGGAUUUUUUGGGAGCUCCAUCCCGAACUCCUGGGCCCAUCUGGGCUGUGCCAAAGGUUUUUCAGGCAUUGAAGGCUUUGGAGCAGGGUGUGAAUCCCAGUGGGAAUUGGGUGGGAAGCGCUCCAGGGGAUCCCACGUGUCCGUGUAAUUAAUUAAUGAAUAAUUGAAUUAUUAAAGUGCAGCAAACACGGCCUCAAACACUCCCGGAGCUCUUGGGGCCGUGGCCCUUCCCCGUUCAGGGGGAGGAAACUGGGGCUGAUGCCCCCUAAAACCUGGCUCUGAUAUUAAACCUGGUUCUGAUAUUAAACCUGGUUCUGAUAUUAAA
Messenger RNA from Agelaius phoeniceus (red-winged blackbird), 2519 nucleotides. RefSeq names its product peroxisomal biogenesis factor 11 beta (gene PEX11B). The record is from RefSeq and is a predicted model, not a curated record. Gene Ontology annotation, cellular component: peroxisomal membrane. NCBI's taxonomy places the organism in Eukaryota, Metazoa, Chordata, Aves, Passeriformes, Icteridae. Gene Ontology annotation, biological process: peroxisome fission.